Messenger RNA from Brassicogethes aeneus, 1287 nucleotides. Lineage: Eukaryota; Metazoa; Arthropoda; Insecta; Coleoptera; Nitidulidae. The record is from the annotation of a GenBank genome assembly.
AUGCGAUUAAAUUUAAAAAUUAAUUCAGACAAAGAUCUCGACAGAGAAACAAAAGAAACUCUUAUUAAACAAAACGACGUUACAGCCGUCACAGUUUUAAUUUCUAAUUGUAAUUCAGAGCUUAGAACCCUUUUAAUGUUAAGUAAACCUAAAAAUAUAGAGGAAGCCACCUCUUUAGUCAUUAACCAUUCCCUUUAUGAACAACAAAUUAAUAUUAGAUAUCAACAACAAAAACCCAUUCAAAAACCCAUAAGUGUAAAUAGAAACUCUAACAACCCCAACUUUUAUAAACCAGUACAACAAAAUCCUAAUUUCUACUUUCCAGUAAACUCUAACAAUAAUUUCCCUCAACGUAAUAAUUUUAAUAAUACUAACUAUCAACGACAACAACAAUUUCCUAGUCAACCAAUUAAAAUUGAACCCAGACCCAUUCAACAAAAAUUCUUUUCAAAUGCGGAAGUUUUUGGCAAACCAACAAAUGUUUUCUCUGCAAAAAAUUCACACAAACCACAAAAUAAACCCGAACCCAUGUCGACCAUAAGUAGAAUUCCUUCUUUAAAAAAUAAUCCACCACAAAGACUAAAUUAUUUUCAGAACAAAAUAAUUUUAUUUAAAAUUCACAUACCCAUUGUAUCUUCCCAGUUUAAAUUGUUCCGCCUCUAUCCUAUCCCAAUAAAAAAUAAGACCAUUAUUCCUGAACAACCUUACCUUUUGCUCAAUACAAGAGACUUUUGGACAACAUCGCAACAAUGUCCUGAAAUAGAAAAUUGGUAUUUCUGUCGCCAAAACGAUCUACACAAACACCAACCAUGCCUCGCAGACCUCAUCAGAAACGGCAAAAUCCUCUGUCAAAGUACAAACAUUCAUUAUUCCGAAACUAGCGUAACCCAAAUCAAUUCUAAAGAUGUACUUAUCAUCCCUGCAAGAAAUACGAAAAUCGAAUCAUCAUGUGACAUCGAAGGCAUCUACGAAACAUCCAAACCAAGCAUUUUGUCAAUGAAAAAAUGCAAAAUUUCAAUAAAUGGAAAAUUCUUCCAAGCUGAAGACACCAACCAUGAAGAAUUCAUCUUUGAAUUACCCAAAAUAGAACUUCCGCACAUAGAAAUCAACUCAACAAAUAAAUCCUUCUACCUAAAACAAAUAACAAGUGAAGACAUUGAUCAUAUCAACAGAAUUGCAAAUAAUUUGCAAAUCCCUGAUUUAAGUAGCAGUUCAAGCACAAGUCACCCAUGGAUCAAUACUUUCCUAUUUAUAAUGGCAGUCCUCAGGCAUCUUGUUCUACAUUAA